GCGUCUGAGAUAUGUCACAGGGAGUGGGAGGAGGAGGAGGGGGAGCCAGCGAGUGCGUGCAGUGUCCCAGGACCCUGUUUACUUAGCAUUCCCAGCUGAGGAAGCCCUGGUUUAAAUAGGAUCGGAGGAGCGGGCUGCCCACAGCAGAUGAAGAAAUGGUUGCUGUGGGGCUUUAAAUUCCUGCCUUCCCAUGUGCUGGCGUGGAGGAUGAGCCUGCAGAAUGCCUUUCCUCCUGGGUCUCAGACAGGACAAGGAAACCUGCAUGGGUGUCAACAAUCAAAGUUACAUAUGUGAAACGGGCCACUGUUGUGGACAAUCCCAGUGUUGCAACUACUACUAUGAACUCUGGUGGUUUUGGCUGGUGUGGACCAUCAUCAUCAUACUCAGCUGCUGUUGUGUUUGCCAUCACCGCCGCACCAAGCACCGCCUCCAGGCCCAGCAGCGGCAGCACGAGAUCAACCUGAUCGCUUACCGGGAGGCCCAUAACUACUCAGCCCUGCCCUUUUAUUUCCGGUUUUUGCCAAACUAUUUGCUACCUCCCUAUGAGGAAGUGGUGAACCGACCGCCGACCCCCCCGCCCCCGUACAGUGCCUUACAUCAGCAGUGCGUCCCAGCAGGCAGCAGUAGCACAAUCCCGGACACGCCCAGGACGCUGCAGCCAGCACAGAGCAGCUCUGCAGCACCCAGCAGCAAUAACAGCAGUACUGACAGCACCGGGGCGCCCGGCCGCGGGGACCCCGAGCCCUCCACCACCGUGCUGGGCGAGAGAGCCCUCGCCAAAAUGCAAAGCAUCGAGCCCGGCAGUACCAGCACGGGAGCCGAGCUAGUGGGGAGGGCCGGUCCCGAUAAGGAUACGGAGUGCAAGGAGGAACUGCUGAAAGGUUACAGCUCUGAGAGCUUAGAGCAGAGCAGCGCCAUUCCCGAUGCCAAGGACAAGAUGCCGGGCAGGCAGCGCCGUUUCACGGGCGACUCGGGCAUAGAAGUCUGCGUAUGCAACCGGGGUCAUCAUGAGGACGACCUCAAGGAGUUUGACGGGCUCAUUGAUGACGCUCUGGAUGGGCCCCUGGACUUCUGUGACAGCUGCAGUGGCCGUCCCCACGGGGAUGAGGAGGAAGGGCUUUUCAGUGCCGCAGAGGAGCAGCACCGCGAACACAGCCACCACCACCUGCCCCGGCAGCCGGUGUGUGUACUCUUGAACACAAUAAAUGAGCAGGACUCUCCAAACUCUUGUACCAAUAACUCCCCCAGCUAAGGCGGCAGAGUGGAAGGGAGAAUCGGGGGAAAAAAACAAAUAAAAAUGGAGUAAGAGGAUUAAAACUUUAACAGGAGAAAAAGGUGAUACAAUGGGGGUUUUUUUCUUUAUUUUUCUUUCUCCCCUCCAAUAUAAUAUGGGGACUAGUCCUCGAAGGCCCGGCUUGUGGGAGACGGGUCACUCUGGGUUUUGUUAAUUGUAUCUGCCCUGCUCCAUGGAGCAGGGACUGAUGUUUCUCAAUGAGACCUUCUAAAAAACGGAAUUUUUCUAAUGGUGAUUUUGGUGAUGGUUAUUAUGAGUUUGUUGGUUUUAGUUUUCUGAAACACUGCUUUAUCUUGCAAUCAGUAAAACUCAGCAAAUCUCACCCUGGGAGGAUACCAGAUCACCAUAAGGCUUCAACCUCCAGGUGUCUUCCCAGAAGCGAGCAGCUUCUGACAGUGCCGGCAGUCAGUAGCCCAAGAGUUCUGGUUUGAUAUAGUGCUCUUGAGGCAUUGGGGAUUUCUUUCCAUCUUUUUUCAUUUGGUUUUUUUUUGUUGGUUUUUUUUUUUUUUUUUCUUUCCUGAUGUUAAGUUUUCCCGAAGCUGAUAGAUGCCCAGACACAUCAGCCCUAUAAUCUCUGGUGCUUCAGUGUUUAAGACAGCAGGUAGGAAAUGUCCCACUUGAAGCUGGUGACUGAAGGACCAGUUUCUUCUAGAAGGAGUUUUAGUCUACCUUAGGCAGUUUGAAAAGAGGAGGUUUGCAGAAAUUUGCCUUUAUGUGUCAUUUUUAAAGACAAGUGUGUUCCUUCAAUGCCUCCAAGAGCACAGUUAGCAGUAGAAUCCAGGCAGCUGGGCUGCCUUCCAAGUACUGUGGUCUCCGAAUGACCUUUUCCCGGUGUGCUGCAAAAGGGCUUGGCUUUAUUUUUGUCCUUUUUUGCACCCCGAUAGCAGCACACUGGAGUUCAGAUGACAAAAGAACAGGGCUCUCCUUGGCCAGUGUGCCUUCAAGCUUCAGCGAUGCAUGUUGAACAAAUGGUGACGAGAGCUCCGUCCAUUGCGAAAGGGAUGAUUUACCAUGUAGAUGUGGAAGACCUGUGCAGUAUUUUUUUUUAAUCCAAAAGUUUGGUGCGAUUCUAAUAAUGACCACUUAAAGAAAUGAAUGUCUGUUUUCUUUCUCUUUCUUUUCUUUUUUUUUUUUUUUUUUUUAUGGUGGCAACUGGCUACUGUAUAAUGUCUGUGAGCGUGUGUGUGUGACUGCAAUCCAUGCAUGCGAGUCCUACUGGUAAUACGAAAACCUGCUGUAAGACUGCAAGAAAAUUUACUGUAGCUUUGCUUUAAUAAACAGUAGAGAUUUUUGUUAGUAACAACCUGAAGGAAGAAAAAAAGAAAAAAGAAAAAAAAAAGGAAGAGCUGAAACUAACAUUCCCUAGAGUGCUCGUGUGGAAGAGAGCACAGUUCAGACUGUGUAACUUGUUCUCGGGAUUUCUCCCCGUCCCUUUUAUAAUUAUGGUCAUCCAGAUCAUUACUGUUAUGGGGAAAAAAACAUUGAAACCUGAACUCGGACAUACUGAGAUCUGAUUAAUUGAAAACCAAAAUCAGUUUUAAAUAAGGUGGAAACCAAAAUAUAAUGCCUUUUCUGAUAA
Messenger RNA from Corvus hawaiiensis (hawaiian crow), 2873 nucleotides. It is a transcript of the gene WBP1L, whose product is annotated as WW domain binding protein 1 like. Lineage: Eukaryota; Metazoa; Chordata; Aves; Passeriformes; Corvidae. The transcript has 4 exons. The record is from RefSeq and is a predicted model, not a curated record. Bases 221 to 1252 code for a protein of 343 amino acids.